AUGCUUUUCAAUUUAGUCUUGGAAUAUGCUGUUCGAAAGGUGCUUGCACUAGAUAUCGGGCUAGAACUGAAUAGGAAGCAUGCGGUCAUAGGGUAUGCAGACGACCUAUUAGCCUUACUUGGAGAAACCAAACAAGAUAUCGCCGAGUCCGUUGCUGUCCUGGAAACCGAAGCCAAAAAGGUGGGCCUAAGUAUCAGCCAUGAAAAGUCAGAGUAUCUUCACAUGAAACGCUAUAAAAACACGCGCGUCAAAAGAGAAGAUCUUCAUGUUGGAGAUACUACAUAUAAAGGGGUGGCCAAAUUUAGAUACUUAGGCUACACUGUCACCGACACCAACACUCGGGAGGAGAAAAUUGACAUCCGGAUUCAGAAUGCCUUACGAUGUAGUGCCGCCCUUCAUAAAGUGUUAGUGUCCAAGCUCCUGAGUAAAAACACAAAACUGCGUAUAUAUAAGACGGUCAUACGGCCGAUACUCAUGUACGGAUGCGAGACUUGGACGCUAACACUUAAAGAAGAAAGCAAGCUCCUGGUGGCAGAAAGGAGAAUACUUAGAAAAAUCCUGGGUCCUUUCCUGCGUUCCUGGCGAAGUCUGGCGCUCUCUCUGCACGCGCCCAAGGUCCGGUGGUUCUUCGCGGGUGCCCUAUCGGUGCGCCUCGUCUCUGCAAGCGCGCGCUGUCAGCGCGUCUCUACAAGCGCGCUAUCGGCGCGCCUCGCCUCUGCAAGUGCACGCUGUCAGUGCGCCUCCCCUCUACAGGCGCGCACUAUCGGCGCGCCUCGCCUCUCCUAG
Cydia strobilella is the source of this 786-nucleotide messenger RNA. RefSeq lists its product as uncharacterized. The transcript is spliced from 2 exons. NCBI's taxonomy places the organism in Eukaryota, Metazoa, Arthropoda, Insecta, Lepidoptera, Tortricidae. The record is from RefSeq and is a predicted model, not a curated record. The coding region runs from base 1 to 786 and encodes 261 amino acids.